AAGAUUAAAGUUCUAAAACAAACAACUAAAUCAAACGUUGCAUUUUUUUUUCUAAUAUAAAGCUUUAUUGAAUUACUGAUUUAAAAUUAUCUUAUGUAAUGUAAUUUUUUAAAUUUGGAAAAAUGUUUAAAAAUAUUCUAUUGCAAGUCAUUACCCAUCAGAAAUGUAUAAGUUACACAAAAAAUCCUAAAGGUUAUCUUACUUAUAGGAUAAAUAAAAGUUAUUUUCAUAAUGGGAUAUGUUUGCUAAAUCCUGGAAACCCUCCAAAGUCAAGUAGCCAAACUUCUCCUGCGAUAGCUACUAAAUUUCAAGUUAUAACAGAAACAAACUCACCAGUGAUAGAACAUACUGCUGAUGAACUUUACAUAGAAGACAAAUAUCCUAUUUUAAGUGAUGAAUUUGAUGGAAUUAAUUUAGAAAGAGGAAAAAAUGGUGUAUAUGAAAUAGAAGAUCUUGUAGAAUUACUGCAAAGAGAGAACUCAAAGGACAUUUUUGUAGCUACUGUUCCAAAAGAAAUUAAUUAUGUAGAUUAUAUAUGUAUAGUCAGUGCAAGAAGUAAAAGACAUAUUCUGGCAUUAGCCGAGUUUGUAAGGAAGGUAUACAAAAAGAAAUGUCAUAAAAAUGACUAUAUACCAAAAAUUGAGGGUAAAGAUUCUGAAGAUUGGAUGGCUUUAGAUUUAGGUAAUAUAGCCUUGCAUAUAUUCUCAGAAAAAACACGAAAGGUAUAUGACUUAGAAACAUUGUGGUCAGUUGGGUCAGAAUUUGAUGAAAAGACUACUAAGAGCAAUGAAGUUAUUGAUAUGUUAGAAAACUACAGCACAUAUUUGAAAGAUCUUAAGCCAUUAGCAUGAAGACAAAAUAACUGAUGUGUUUGUUUCUACCUACUUCUUUACCUUACCAUAUAUUAUUUGUAUGUAUAGUGUGUAUAUUAAACAAUAUCUCUUCUCAA
Molecule: messenger RNA, 949 nt
Organism: Nymphalis io (European peacock)
Lineage: Eukaryota; Metazoa; Arthropoda; Insecta; Lepidoptera; Nymphalidae
Gene: RsfS312
Exons: 3
Coding region: 123-851 (242 amino acids)
Biological process (GO): negative regulation of translation; negative regulation of ribosome biogenesis
Cellular component (GO): mitochondrion
Molecular function (GO): ribosomal large subunit binding
Source: RefSeq, a predicted model, not a curated record